Molecule: messenger RNA, 1782 nt
Organism: Tripterygium wilfordii
Lineage: Eukaryota; Viridiplantae; Streptophyta; Magnoliopsida; Celastrales; Celastraceae
Product: transcription factor DICHOTOMA
Exons: 2
Coding region: 437-1630 (397 amino acids)
Biological process (GO): regulation of secondary shoot formation
Cellular component (GO): nucleus
Molecular function (GO): DNA-binding transcription factor activity; sequence-specific DNA binding
Source: RefSeq, a predicted model, not a curated record
CAUGUUCUAACCCACAAAAACAACUAACUUUUUCUUCUUGAGAGAAAAAUGAUGAUGAUGACCCUCUCUUGUGUGUGUGUCCCCAAUAAAUCCUUCCAUGUUAAUUUCCCAACACUUUUGACUCCUCAAACCUCCAUUGCUAUAUGUAGUAUCUACUACUAAAACUUCCAGCCUGGUCUGUCUUCCUCAAACUCUCUAUACAGAAAUAUCUAGUCCUAUUUCUAUAUUGAGGGAGGUAGUAGUGGCUAGAUGCUCUCUCACUUUCAAAUAUCCCACAAAGCACACGCCCACUCCCACAAAAAACGAAAAGAAAAAGGAAACCCAUAAUUUCUUUCUAUGUAGUUUUGGUUGUAUGUCUUUCUCAUGGUUGUCACAAUUGCAGGGAGAAUUGAAAUUGUGUAAAAGACGAAAUUGGUGCAACUAGUCCUUCCAAUCCAUGUCAUUCUCGAGUGAUCUGUUAGGGUUUUCCAACCAUUGCAAUCAAGAUCCUCAAAUGAUUCCUUCAAGCAAUUACAAUGGCAAUGACUUUAUCUCUUACAGUGACAUCAACCCCAUCUCUCUCACUCCCUUCCAUAAUUACACCAUUAACCCAAAUAGUUCAAAACAAUACUUAGAUGAACAAUACCCUCCUAAUUUCCUACAUUUGCCCUCUCCCUUACUUCACUAUGAAUUAGAAUUCCUUGAAAACCAUGAUGUUUUUAAUUUCUACAGCCCACAACCCAUGAAAGGCACCGAUGACUCAGUGACCGAUUUUCGUGGUGAAGAGAGUACUAGUAUUGAGAAAAGAAACAGCAAGGAUACCAAGAUGAAGAAGGUAUCAACAACAACAAUAGCAGGAGGGAAGAAGUCAGGGAAGAAAGAUAGGCAUAGCAAGAUCAACACGGCUCAAGGACCGAGAGAUCGGAGAAUGAGAUUGUCUCUCAAAGUUGCAACAGAAUUCUUUGAUCUACAAGACAAGCUAGGCUAUGAUAAGGCAAGUAAAACGAUUGAAUGGUUAUUGACACAAGCAAACGCCGAAAUCAAGAAACUCGCAUCCAGUCUCCCCAACAUGAGCUGCAGUACUGUUAAUAAUGCUGCAAAGAGUGCUUCAUCAGCCACUAAUUCAGAGUGUGAAGUGGUGUCUCAAAUCAAUAGUAUUGAGCCUAAAGAGAGUUCAAUUGGUAUGAAGAAGAAAGGUAGGUUAAGCAGCAUUUCGCGGAAGAAUGCAUUUCGCGGAGGCCCUCUCGUUAAGGAGUCAAGGGAGAAGGCAAGAGCAAGAGCAAGAGAAAGAGCAAGAAUGAAACUAUGUGAUCAUCAUGAUCAAUUGAGUCGAUUAAGCUCACGGAGUCCCUUCGAGGCCUCGGAUUCUUCUUCCCGUCACAAUAACAAUCCUUCAAUGGAGGUAGAGAAGCCUAGCUAUCAUGACCAACAAGAGAAUACUACUGCUACUACUACUCACGAAGACAUGGUUGAUAAUAAUUCUUCAGUGAUUAUGGACAAGUACUGGAACUUUACUGGUCCUUCUAAUUUUGGUUAUCUGCCUCACACUAGUACUAGUAAUACAACUAGUAUUCCUCAACAGAAUCAAUCCACAGACUUUCAGUUCUUCGGCAAGCCAUGGGACUCCUACAACAAUGUGAAUCUAUACUGAAGCUAGGAGAGGAACAAUUAUUCCUGUGUGUAUGUAUGGCCUUCAAUUACUUUCUGCUAGCAUAUUAUGUAUUCUGGAUGUUUCUUUUGGUGAACUAUUUGUCAAUGAUUGUCAAGUUGUUUUAUAAAUAAUAUCUGUUAUUGAUUUUCUAA